Messenger RNA from Castor canadensis (American beaver), 1134 nucleotides. NCBI's taxonomy places the organism in Eukaryota, Metazoa, Chordata, Mammalia, Rodentia, Castoridae. The record is from RefSeq and is a predicted model, not a curated record.
AUGCUGCUAGGGAUCCAAGUUCCCUGUCUGAGCAGUUCUCCUUUCUCCUAUGCUCUGCAGAGACCAUUACCUCCCCAGAAUGUCGGCUUUAUCUUGCCCACGAAGGAAUCCGCGACAAAGCUCCGAAAUCAGCAGCGUGUAGCGUCAUUCAAGAUCCACUUCCGUUCUCCAGCCCCCAUCGCCUGUCUACUGCGCAGGCGUAGAGCCGAGGCGCGCCCUUCAGCACCAAGACGUAACUGCGCCUGCGUCAAACUAGGUCCGAGAAUCAGUGCCUACCAAUUAGAGUGCACGAUAUUCCCUAAUUCCCGCCUUGUGACUCAUCAGCCAAUCAUCUGCCUUGGCGCGCAGAGUCCAAAACAGACCGAAUUUGCUGAGCGCUGCGCUGCUAUGGAGUCUGUGGAGACGGCAGAGACCCAGGCGGAGGCGGCGUCUCGGGAGGUCCUGGCUGAAGUGGCAGACAUCCUGGAACUUAUAGGCUUGCAAGAAGAGGCAGAGCUGCCAGCCCAAAUCCUGGCUGAGUUUGUGAGGGACUCCCGGAAGAAGGACAAACUGCUUUGUAGCCAGCUUCAGGUAGUAGACUUCCUACAGAAUUUCCUGACUCAUGAGGAUACUUCCCAGGGCCUGGAUCCCUUGAUUUCUGAAGACGCAAACCGACAGAAGGCAAUUGCAGCCAAGGAACAAUGGAAAGAGCUGAAGGCCACCUAUCAGGAGCAUGUGGAGGCCAUAAGAAGUGCUGUGACCAAGGUCCUGUCCCAGGUGGAGGAGGCCCAAAGGAAGAGCACACAGCUCCAGGAGGCCGUUGAGCAGCUCCAGGCCAAGAAACAAGUGGCCAAGGAGAAAAUCAGAGCAGCCCAGAAGCAGUGGCAGCUGCAACAGGAAGAACAUCUGCAGAAUCUGGUAGAGAUUUCUGCAGAGGUAAAGGAGCGUCAGACUGCAACUCAGCAGGAGCUUGAGCGAUUAUAUCAGGAACUUGGAACCCUGAAACAGCGGGAAGGACAGGAACAGGAUAAGCUGCAGAAGCACCAGACCUUCCUCCAGCUGCUAUAUACCCUACAGGGUAAAACCCUGGUCCCUGAGUCUGACGUUAAGUGCCCAGCUACCACAGGAACUGCCCCUCCGUCUGCAUAUCCCUAA